Messenger RNA from Carassius carassius (crucian carp), 2140 nucleotides. RefSeq names its product F-box only protein 15-like. The record is from RefSeq and is a predicted model, not a curated record. Lineage: Eukaryota; Metazoa; Chordata; Actinopteri; Cypriniformes; Cyprinidae. Bases 41 to 1615 code for a protein of 524 amino acids. Gene Ontology annotation, molecular function: protein binding. The transcript has 10 exons.
GUGUGCAGACUGUACCCAUUAAAAUACACCAGACUCUGAGAUGAUAGUGCGAUUAAUGCGUUUAGCACCUGCGCGGCAGCGCGUUGGCCUGGUUACCUUGACAACGAGAUGCCGGAAGAGCGAGAUCAAGAGAUACAAACACGCUUCACAAGAGAUACAAAUGAUGUUUUCGCAAUCCUCGAAGACCCAGAGGCAAGAUGCGGGACAGCCUUCAAUUAUUAAAUCAGAAUCCAUGUCCAGAAAACAAAGAAAAGCUGCUCUACAACAUCCACCAGUCCACAGAAUGACAUCCAAACGCAGAGAAAAGACUUGUGAAAACUUCUUAGAAAGGAUGCCACUGGAGAUCAUUCUCAGGAUUCUCUCAUACUUGGAUACUGGGUCUCUUUUCUGCAUUAGUUUUGUCAACAAGCACUUCCAUGAACUGUCCAACAGCAAUGCUAUGUGGUAUCAGUUUUACAUCCGUGAAUGUACCAAAAAGAAGAAAGCCAGCCAAGAAGACCAGACGAUGCAUGUCCUAGGUAUGAUGGGUGUGCAGGAGAGGCCAAAGGGAUACUGGAGAAACACGUUCUUCAAAGAAAUUGCCGGCCUGAACUUGAACAAGUGGAGAACGAAACUACGACGCAUUGACCCUUUUUCAGGACUGCCACGUCAUACAGAGGAAGUCAUAAGGAGUCUGUGCAUUACGUGGGAGAUCACAGUGACUGAUGGGAGAGGACGGCGGAGCACCUUUCAGCAGUCUCAUGCCUCCUUCAGUAGCACGGCUGUUUUUGUGUUUUGGAGCACUGUCAGUUGGCCUCCUUUCAACCAGCUCACCUCGCUUGAGCUUCAUGGAGUGUUGCGGGUGCCACUCAAUUGUCCUGCGCCUUACAGGCCGGGCUGGAAAUCAGUUAUGUCCAAAGUAAAGCUUCAAAGAGAACACAGCGAGUUGUGUGUUUCAGACAAGAUUGUCAAGAUGCUGUAUGUUGGGCAGGGGUUAACUUUGGGAUUCUGGAAGGACCAGUGGGAAAUUGCUUUUGUCAUGGUGAACUUACACAAUCACAGACUUGUGGAACGAAGUCUUCAUGCAUCUAUUAGUCCAUGUACAGCAGCUGGAGUCAGUGCUUUGUUUGAUGAUGUGGACCCGGAGUACGGUCUCCAUGGAUACACUGCUUACAUUGAACUGCACAAUACAGUGAGAGUCAUCAUGUCUGGCCGCUUUUCCCAGCUGUUUUGCAGGAGAGAUCAGAUUUUUGAUGGUUAUCUUCCACUGGAAGUAAUCAGUGAGAAUAACAGAUCUCCAAAUAUUCAUCUGGUUGGAGAUGUCAGCUUGCCUUGGAGGACUGAAGCUUUACAUGGAACUAUCAAGGACUGUUGCAUGCUCAGCCUCACUGUAUGGGAUGAAGCCAAGCAGCCUUUUUGGUGUUUCAGCGCUCCUGUUGUGAUGACAGAAGCAAGUCAGGACACAGUAUCAUAUGAUUUUGAUGGCGGGAGUUUCUCCAUUCUAUACCAAGACUCAGAGGGGAGGGUGGAGAUGAGGCUGAAGCAGAUGGAGUGUAAGGAACAGUAUUUUGUGGUAAAUCUAGUGAUUUACAUUGCUGUCGCCAAAGUGAAUAAGCACUUUGGGAGAGAUUACUGAAGCUUUUGAAUGCCAUUUCAGUUUGUAUGACGACCGUUUGACUGAAUUUGACUUAAGAACACGCAGGAACGCUGCAGUAACUCCCAGAUUUAACUCCUGUCGAGAUUAUUGUAGCUUUUUCUCUUUUCAGGUUCAUGUUUUUGGUAUCACCAAACACAUAAAUACACAUUUUCACAUAUCUUUAUUUUGUAAUCGCAGACUAUAAAAGUCAUCCUGUAACAAAGAGAGGGAUAGUCAUGUCAAGUUGAUCAAAUCUAAAUAACAGAAUAAGUGGAAACCCAUAAAAAGAAAACUUCUAUAGAAUCAAGAGCUAAGUAAUAAGAAUGGACCUUUAAGCGGGUUUAAAAUUGCCAGUGGAGGAGGAGGAUCUAAUAUGAGUUAAUAUGAAACAGUUCCAGAACUGCGAAAUCUCCCUUACAGCAUGAACAGGACAGAAGGAAGUUGGUUGCAUGACCUUGGGGCAGAGUAUGCAUGAAGGAGUUUACAAAUGUAGUUUGGAGAAAUACCACACUGGGCUGCUUUUUU